Molecule: messenger RNA, 2208 nt
Organism: Mycotypha africana
Lineage: Eukaryota; Fungi; Mucoromycota; Mucoromycetes; Mucorales; Mycotyphaceae
Exons: 2
Coding region: 1-2208 (735 amino acids)
Source: RefSeq, a predicted model, not a curated record
AUGUUUUAUGCAGAAGCAAAAGACUGGUAUCGGAUCGGUUUACGCCAUAUAAAGUCUAAUAAAAAUCUCUUUUUUCAUUGUGGUAUUGAAGACCAUACUUCAAUCGCUGAGAAGUCUGGAAAAGUCAACAAUUUAUAUCGCAUUACAAUAAAAGCACUUUUUAUGGAAGUUGUCCAAAUGUCUACUAACAAGAAAAGCCACGGUAACUUAAGAUCCUCAACGUCUGCCUAUAAAAGUUGUUACCGGUUGUACGCUGGUCAUGGAAAUUGGAUAAAUCUCAGUGAAAAGACAACUCAAGACUUGUUGACUAUUUUCCAAAAAGGCGAGCCUUGUCGCUACCAGCUUGCACCUGGACUUUAUCUUAGUAUCAUUCCAAAUGAUGUAGACUGCAACAGCAAGAAUAUCGACAUGAUUGGUCUUAUGCGUGCAGAUUUGGUGUGUGAUGGUAACAUAGAUGAAAGCCAUGCUCAGCAAUCCUUAUCUCACUACGUACGGUCAUUAUUAGAUGAGCAGGGUAUUAUAGAUGCUUUUCCACCAGUAAGACCUGGCCAAGAUCUUCCUACUAUCACAUCGUUAUCCACCCACCGUCACUUAAGUUUAGUGCCAUCUGUCGUGAGCACAGUUCGUCGCGGUCCAAAGCCAAGCUCUCAGCCCAGCAAUAUGCAGAUUCAUUAUGACAGCAAUAGCAAAAGCUCCACCUCCUCAUCCUCAGCUUCGUCAUUCAGAGGAGGAACUGACGAGGAGAACAUCAAUCUCUCAUCUUCCGCUUCGUCGCUGACACAGAGCUCAUUCUCAUCGUCGUCCAACAGAAAGAGAAUCAGCACAUCUUACAAAAAAGUCAUGAAAAAACCUCGUCUCGACACAAUCUAUAGCAUGGACGUUUUUCAAAGAAGGGCCAUCAGUCCAUUGGAAUUAUCGAGUUCUCUAGCAGGAACCCCGUAUUCAUCUUGUCUUCCAGCGCCUCCACUACCACCUGUACCUAUCCAUUCUGUUACUUUAACAGGGUCUCACCAACAGCAUCACUACUACUCCCACAAUAACAGCGAAUCUAACAGUAGUAACAUUCUAAUACCACCCUCUUUUCAUCAGCAGCAUUUACCGUCUCAAUCUCAGCAUCAGCACCAUUAUUUCUCCUCCCAACCGCACACACCACCACCACCGCCACCACCACCACCACCACCAUCGCAUUCGAUUUUUCAAAAUACCAGCUUGUGGUUAUCAGCAUCGUAUCAACAAAAUUCAGAUGCUGCCGCCUCUAAUGAUGCCUUGAUCCUUCCAACCUUAUCACGGCCGUCCCAUGCAACAGCAGCUACAACGAAUGAUUUCAACAUAAAUUUCAGUGUAGAAUUCGAUCAUCGCCAGUCACCAACUGAUAUCUUAAAUGAAUACGAUAACAAUUUUUCCAACCAAAUGAACAGUUCCUCUUUUGAUGCGGAAGUAACUACAAAUGGUCUCUAUUCUUCUUCCUCAAUAAGGCCGUCUUCAACAGCAACGGGGCAUCCUCUUUUGCAACAUACAGACUUUCGUCAAACGCAGCAGCAACACCACGAUAUAGGUCAACAACAUAACAGCAAUGCUAACUAUCCCCAACACCAUUCUCAACAACAGCAAUCGAAUCAUCGUAUUCCUGAUACAUCAACUGAUAAUAAUAGUAAUAGCCUCGAAGGUCUACUACCUGACACCUCGCCAAUUGCACUUGAAUGGCCAGAAGAUAUGAAUACUAACGACAAUACUGCUAGUACGAAGCACUUAGCAGCAGCAACAGCAGCAGCAGUAGGCAACGACAAUAAAAUACUCCCACAGGAUAGCUUACCUUCUUCCCAAUCAAUGCCUACAACAGCACAUUGGCAUCAUUCAUUGAGCAACUAUAUUCAUUCAAACAAUUUGAAUAAAAACAACAACAGCCUUGGGGAGCAACAGCAGCAGCAAAAGUACAAAAGAAGAGAGAAAAGAGGAAGCAGGAAAGGCUCAGCUACAAGUACCAUCGGCUUAGGAGAUGUAGAGGUGUUCACUUGUCCAUCCUCAUCAAAAAAGAAUAGCAUUCUCCUCGACGACGUUCCUCCUUCUGAGGAUAAUGAUUACACUGAAGCAACUACUACUGUCAUGCCUGUUAUCGAUGAGCUCAUGGCCAAAUCCUCGAGUAACAAUCUACAUCAGCUCGUUGUACCCACAUGCAUCAAACAAGAAAUGGACAACAGUACACCUUAA